Fusarium venenatum is the source of this 1287-nucleotide messenger RNA. The record is from RefSeq and is a predicted model, not a curated record. Lineage: Eukaryota; Fungi; Ascomycota; Sordariomycetes; Hypocreales; Nectriaceae.
AUGUCUCUGAUGAAUCCAGUAGAAGAAUCCCCGACACAGCGAUAUCAUGAAGAAGCACAGAUUGGAAGAACAGAUGUCACGGAUAAUAAUCAAGACACCCCAGAUGACUCGUGCUGUGACGGGUCCGAUGAUCAAUCUUAUCCAGACGGAGGUUUCCAGGCAUGGUUGGUCGUCUUCGGAGCAUGGUGCGCCAUGUUUUCUUCCAUGGGUCUUCUGAACACGCUGGCUGUGCUACACGCUUGGGUGACUGAGAAUCAACUGCAUGGAAUGGCAGAAUCAACGACGGCAUGGAUUUUUAGUUGUUAUGGAUUCCUGCUUUACUUUUGCGGAGCACAAAUUGGCCCACUAUUUGACGCCUAUGAUAUUAAAGUCCUCAUUAUUCCCGCCAGUGCUUUAUUCUUUCGUCCUAAUUCAUCUCCUUAUCCAGAGUUUUAUCAAUUUCUACUAUCUCUCGGUAUACUUGGUGGCAUAUCUGCUUCACUUCUCUUCUAUCCAGCCGUUUCGACUAUUAGCCACUGGUUUUUACGCAAACGCUCUCUGGCGACGGGUAUCUGCUUUCCUCUGAUUAUCCUCUACGCAGCUCCUUCAAUCGGCUUUCCAUGGGCCAUUAGGAUUGUCUCACUUAUUUGCGUUGUCAGUUCUAUGAUAGCCUGUUGCCUAUUGAGAAAAAGACUUCCUCCCAACAAAGAAGGUGGGGGCGCCAUUGACCUGAAGGCUUUCAGGGACCCCAAGUAUGCUGUUAUAACUAUUGCCAUUCUCAUUACCGAGUUCUCAUUGUUCAUACCAUAUACAUACAUCUCCUCAUAUGGUAUUUCCAAGGGGAUGUCUUUACGGUCAGCUCUCAUGUUGAACGUUCUCCUCAGCGUCGGAGCGAUCCCAGGAAGAGCUCUGCCGGGUUACUUUGCCGAUCGCUAUGGUGUUUUGAAUGUCAUGGUUGUGACUACUUCUGCUUGCCGUGUAUUGAUUCUUGGCUUGUGGCUACCUAUCCGGAGCGAGAACGAAGCAGCUAUUAAUGCAUUCACGACUCUAUUUGGUUUCUGGUCAGGAGCCGCGAUUGCUUUGGCGCCUGUUUGUAUUGGCCAAGUGUGUGAGGCAAAGGAUUAUGGCAAAAGAACAGGCACGUCAUUCUUCAUCUCUAGCUUUGGUGCCUUGAUCGGUAUCCCAAUUGCUGGCGUGAUUCUUGAAUCUGGGGACAGUAACUACCAAGGACUUAUUGUCCUUGUCGGGGUUACUUUCGUUAUCACGACUGGUACAUUUUAUUGGGCGAAAAAGCUAUUGUGCGCGUAG